GGCCCUGCGCUGCGGGAAGGCAGGUGAGGGCUGGCGGCCGUCAGCCCGGUCCUUGUCUUGGCGUUCCCUGCCCCGCCGCAGGCGGCGGCUGAGCUCGUUUGUCCGCGCGUGGUGUUCUGUCGCCUACCUGCAGCCUCGCCCGGGGGAGCUGCCGGGGUUCUGGGCGGCUGUCGGAGUCAUGGCUUGGAUGACUUACAUUUCCCACUGGUUUGAUGAAGAUGAUUGGCAUGAAGGACAGAAACGAGCAAAAAUGUCAUAUGUUAGACAAGUGGGUCUUCUAGCUGCUGGAUGUCAGCCAUGGAACAAAGAUGUUUGUGCUGCUAGUGGGGACAGAUUUGCCUAUUGUGCUACACUUGCUAUUUAUAUUUAUCAGCUGGAUCACCAAUACAAUGAAUUCAAGCUUCGAGCAAUUAUGUCUGAGCAUAAGAAGACAAUCACAGCCAUAUCUUGGUGUCCACACAAUCCUGACAUGUUUGCGAGUGCCAGCGCAGAUAGUUUAGUAAUCAUUUGGAACGUGACUGAACAGAAAGUUGUGGCCAAGCUGGAUGAUACAAAAGGAAUUCCUGCAUCACUUAGCUGGUGCUGGAAUGAAGGUGACGCAGUUGCAUUUGUGUCCCACAGAGGUCCCUUGUACAUUUGGACUAUCUCAGGACCUUUGAGCGUGGUAACGGCGCAUAAAGGAGCACACAGCUUCUUGUCAGAUAUCUGUCUGUUUAGGUGGCAUCCAAAAAAAAAAGGGAAAGUAGUCUUUGGACAUACUGAUGGAAGUCUGUCUAUUUUUCAGCCAGGUUCUAAAAAUCAGAAGCAUGUCUUAAGACCAGAGUCUCUUAAAGGAACAGAUGAAGAAGAUCCAGUUACAGCACUGGAGUGGGACCCUUUGUCAAAUGACUACCUUCUUGUUGCUAAUUUACAUAAUGGCAUUCAACUAGUUGAUUCAGAAUCUUUGUCCUGUAUCACAAAAUUUAAUUUUCCCAGUGCAGCAGCAUCUGUUCAGUGUUUAGCCUGGGUUCCUAGUGCACCUGGAAUGUUUAUAACUGGAGAUUCUCAAGUUGGUGUGUUACGUAUUUGGAAUGUUUCACACACGACGCCUAUAGAUAAUUUAAAAUUGAAGAAUUCUGGUUUCCAUAGUUUGCAUGUACUAAGUUCUCCUCCAAAGAAGAAGUCAUUCUUGUUUCCAUCUCCUAUUAAAUAUUCUCAUACAUCCUCGACAAGUGAGGCUGUUCCUCCUCCAACUUUAUCACAAAAACAAGCGUUUUCUCUUCCUCCUGGCCAUGUUGUCUGUUGUUUCAUGGAUGGUGGUGUUGGCCUUUAUGACAUGGGAGCCAAAAAGUGGGAUUUCCUUAGAGAUUUGGGACAUGUUGAGACCAUCUUUGAUUGUGAAUUCAAACCUGAUAACCCUGAUCUUCUUGCUACAGCUUCAUUUGAUGGCACGAUAAAAGUUUGGGACAUAAAUACUUUAACAGCAGUUUACACCUCUCCUGGCAAUGAGGGGGUUAUUUAUUCUAUUUCUUGGGCUCCAGGAGAUCUGAACUGCAUAGCAGGUGCAACGUCCAGAAAUGGUGGAUUCAUCUGGGAUGUCCCAAGAGGCAAAAUAAUAACACGAUUCAGUGAGCAUGGAAAGAAUGGAAUCUUCUGCAUUGCCUGGAGUCAUAAAGAUUCCAAAAGAAUAGCAACCUGCAGCGAUGAUGGAUUUUGUAUUAUUCGAACCAUUGAUGGCAAGGUUCUUCACAAGUACAAACAUCCAGCUGCAGUGUUUGGCUGUGACUGGAGUAAAAACAACAAAGAUAUGAUAGCUACUGGUUGUGAGGAUAAAAAUGUUCGUGUUUAUUACUUGGCAACUAGCUCUGAUCAACCACUGAAAGUUUUUACUGGACAUACUGCAAAGGUGUUUCGUGUACGGUGGUCUCCUCUGAGAGAAGGAAUCCUCUGCAGUGGCUCUGAUGAUGGUACUGUUCGAAUAUGGGAUUAUACACAGGAUGCUUGUAUAAAUAUUCUUAGUGGACAUAGAGCUCCGGUACGAGGAUUGAUGUGGAAUCCUGAAAUUCCAUACCUUCUGAUAUCUGGCAGUUGGGACUAUUCAAUUCAAGUCUGGGACACAAGGGAUGGAACAUGCUUGGACACUGUGUAUGAUCAUGGUGCAGAUGUAUAUGGAUUAACAUGUCAUCCUAGCCGACCGUUUACUAUGGCAUCUUGCUCUCGUGACUCUACUGUGAGACUUUGGUCGUUGACACCGCUUAUAAAUCCUCUACCAAUAAAUAUCUUAGCAGAUAGAUGUUGGGAUGAGGUUAUUGGUAAUAUAGAUCGUGCUGUAGAAUCCGGUGCUCCUCCUUUGCUUUGUGGUAAAGUUUCCAGAGAUAUUAAGCAAGAAGUGGAAAAGAUGAUAGGAAAUCCUCGAGGAGAAAAACUAAGGUGGUUUUCAGAAUGUUUUUCACCUCCAGGAGGCAGCAAAAAUUUGUGGGAUUUAGUUGCUGUAAUAAAAGGACAGGAUGAUAGUCUGCUUCCACAAAAUUACUGCAAAGGAAUUAUGCAUAUCAAACAUCUUGUUAGAUUUAAAAUGUCUGAAGCGCAUGAACUGACAGCAGUAAAAAUGUCCAAGUUUGGAGGUGGUAUUGGUGCACCAAGUAAAAAGGAAAGGCUUAAAGAAGCUGCAGAAAUACAUUUAAGAUUAGGACAAAUUCAGCGGUAUUGUGAACUGAUGGUAGAGCUUGGAGAGUGGGAUAAAGCACUCUCAGUUGCACCUGGUGUAUCGAUGAAAUAUUGGAGGAAGUUAAUGCAAAGGAGAGCUGAUCAGUUAAUUCAGGAAGAAAAUGAUGAUGUCAUCCCAUACUGUAUAGCUACUGGAGAUGUGAAGAAACUAGUUGCUUUCUUUACUUCAAGAGGGCAGCUUAAAGAGGCUCUGCUUGUUGCACAGGCAGCUUGUGAGGGAAAUAUGCAAAUGUCACCGCUCUCCACGAUGAGUGGAUCUUCAAAUUCUGAUUUAAACAAUACAGAUGAUUAUAAUGUGCUUCUUCAGAAGGUCAAUGAAGAACUGGCAGAAUGGUAUUUCCAAGAUGGCCAUGCAGUGCUUGCCGCAUGUUGCCAUCUGGCUGUUGAAAACAUAGAGCUUGCAAUGGCAAACCUGAUUCGUGGAAAUGAACUGGAGUUGGCAAUCAGUGUGGGUACUGUCUUAGGAGAAAGUGCAGCGCAAGCAACACAUUAUGCCCUAGAAUUACUAGCAAGAAAAUGUAUGACAGUAACAACAUGCUUUCCAUCACUCGGAUACAGGGACUUAGCAGCUGAUCUUCUUAUGAUGAUUCCUGAUAAUAAACUGCAGUUGAUAAAACUUUGUGCUUUUUAUCCUGGAUGCACAGCUGAAAGAAAUGACCUACAUGAAAAGUGUAAUCUUCCUGAUGUAGAAGAGUGUAUGCGAUUGGCAGAAACAACUGAGGCAGACGGUGAUAUAUUUGAAACUAUAAAGUACUAUCUGCUAAGCAGUGAACCAGAAAAAGCUCUCCCUAUUGGCAUUCAGUAUGUGAAAGAACAACUCUGUGGCUCAGAUUGGACUUUAGAUUCAGUCUGUCCAUACCUCGACCUUCUAAGUUAUAUUCGCACUGAACAAUUAAUGUUGAAUAACUGUACACAAUUUCGGAAUGAGUUGCUAAUUUUGUGUGGUUACAUCGGUGCUUUACUUGCUAUCAGAAGACAGUACAAUAGCAUUGUACCUGCACUUUAUGAAUAUACAAGUCAGCUUUUAAAAAGACGUAAAGUAUCUGUACCGUUGAAAAUCGAACAGCUGUCUGAGGAACUAGGUGCAUGGAGAGCCUUCACUCAAUCAACCAAACCUACCAAUGAAUUGCCAUGCACUCCACCAUCUGAGUCACAGAAAAAGGUGUAUUCAAUACUGGUAUCACGAAUACAAGAGGAACCUCUGAAAGGAAUGAUUGGGCCUGACUACGUCACUGGAUCAAAUCUUCCCAGUCAUUCAGAUGUUCACAUCUCUUGUUUGACAGGGCUAAGGAUACAGGGUCCAGUGUUCUUCCUUGAAGAUGGAAAAUCUGCAAUUUCACUGAAUGAUGCUUUGAUGUGGGCCAAAGUGAAUCCGUUUUCACCGCUAGGAACGGGAACACGACUUAACCCAUUUUGAUGCAGCAUUUUCCUCUUAAAAUAACAGUGAUUUUCAAAGGACAGAAAGAUGGUAGUCCAGCUCUCUUGGGAGGCAAAUACUUGGACUUUUAAAAUAGUAAAAUGAGAACAGAAAAAAAAGAUUUCUGUAGAAAUGUUUGUUGAUGAUCCAAAGAAGUAGUUAUUGAGAAUCCAAAGAAAAAAAUCCUGACUUAAUUGACAGCCAUGUUUUUUUAAUUGAAAAUUGUUGUCAGACAAUGCAGACAUAUUUCAGCUAAACUUGCGUAAACAAAUGCCUUCUAAAGCACAUAGGCAACCCUACGCAUCAUCGAAAUGCAGAUAAACUGUGAAAUUCAUAAACACGCUUUCAAAGGAUUAAUGAUAGCCACUGCAACUUGUUUUUAGAAUGACUGGAAUCACACAGUGACCACUUUUUUAAUUUUAAUUAGUUUUUACACAGGAUUCUAAAGCAAAAGUACAAUUUCAAAGGUGCAUAGAUGGCUUUUGCGUUCAUUAGUUACAUGCAUCAUUAACAGCAGUGCAAAGAUGUUUAUUAAUGUUUUGUUUACAUAGAAUUGAAUGUCUACAUUAUAAUAGUCUAUUUUUUAAUAAGUUCAUCUUUGGCACCUUGUCCCCCUUAUACUGUCACUGAAAGCUAAGAUGUAUUUAUAAAACCUUUUUUUUUUUAACAAAGCCUUUGUAAGGAACAAACAGACAAUGUAGUAACGUUAUUAAAAUACUUUAUGUACACUUAAAAUGCAUUCUUUUUAUGUUUUAUAUUAGUUACAAACAUACACGUAGUAUGAUGGACGAGAAACAAACACUUGUGCUUAGAUUUUUAUUUACUGAUUGUCAUGGUUUUGUGGUAUAUUAGUGGUAUUCCGCAUCAUAACAUCAUGCAGUGCACUGCGAAUUAAAGAGUUAAUGCUGCAGCUCCGGUCUCAGAAGAGAAUGAACCACAAUUCACAGAAGACUUCACUUUUUUCAUUUCCAUUUUCUGUUAAGAGGGAAAGAUAAAACUGACUGUAAGUCAUGAGAUUGUCUUUUGUCUGCUUUGGCUCCAUGUGCUCGCUGUCUGUCUCACCUACAGCAAUUAGAGUAAGGCCUUCAGUUUUUAGAUACUCUCUCAUUUAUUUUAUUAGACUCAAUUCUAAUUAUAUUGCAUUAUCUUGCAUUCCAUUAUCAUAUUUAGUAAAUUUAGCUUGUUGCCACUGUUAUUGUUUUUUUUUUUUUUCCCCCCAAGUAGGCCCAUCUCCAUAGUUUUUCCCUGCCCCCCUUCCUUUUUUCCAGGGCAUGGUCCAUGGGUUCCUCUACCCUAUUAGUCACAGAAUUAGGCCAGAUCAGGGCUGGAAUCAUGACACUAAUUCUGUGCUCAAACAGGAAGAAAGUUAUGGCAGUAGAAUACUAAGAAUAUUUAAAUUUUAAAGUUGUGUAUCAUAUGCAAUUUAUCCUAUGAUUGGAAUUACUAAUCUGUAGAAGACAUGCUUUGGUUAGAUUUUUUUUUCAGCUUGAUGGCGCACAAGCAGAAAUCUACCUGACCUUCAUUACAGUUUUGAGAGCUGCUUUAAAAUAAAUAUAAAAAUCCUGCUAGUUACUUAAAAUACAAAGAAGUUAUAAUUAGAAAAUGGCAGAACUAUGUCUAGAGCAAUCCUUUUAAAACCAGCAGUAAUACAGGGUGGUUUUUAGUAGAUCGUAGCCAGUUCUCAAGAGGUCUAUAAGCAGUGACCUCACCUAUCUAGAAAUGACAAUGUCAGCAUGCCAGGAAUGUAUGAUGGAGGUUAAAAAUCAACAGUUCCCACUCUUUGUAUCUCUCUUUUGAAAGAAUUCAAUUUUUCCUUGUCUGUUCUAGAGUGGUAUUACACAAUUUCUGGGAUAAGAAUAUAUUGGGGAAAAAAAAAUAGCUGCUUUGUUAUGUGAACAAAAAUGUUUGUUCAAAUGCAGGUGUUGGAACGUAAUAAUUUACUUCUUGCAGAUAUUGUUUGAAAAAUGUUUUCCCUUGUUCAACCUUGUGGAGUUUGGAGAAUUAGAGUUGGAUUUUUGAACUAAAAAUUCAUAGUUUGUGGCAGAAUUUUCCAACACUAUCUGAUGGGUUGCUUCAAAGAUGAAAGAUUAUUUCUUUUACCACAUAAAUCAUACAAUUUUGUGUGUGAUAUCUGUUCAUAGAAAAUUGAUGAGCAAAACUAAGAAUCGAAUUUGCAGCCUCGUGUCUGAUGAUAGGGUCUAAAGAACUGGCUCAGCUGGCACUCUGCUCUAUUUCGAAUGUUUUUGCUACAUUGUAAGGAUUUUUACACAUUUCAUAACUUAAGUAUCUUAAUAUGUAGUUUAAUUGCAUCAAUUUGUUGCAAGUAAGUUGUGCCUUAACACAUAACCUUAGGCAGAUUUUACUCCCUCUUCAAACUAGAGAGGGAGGGUUAAUUAUUGUUUCAUUGUUGAAAUAAAAUAAGUCAUUGUGAAUAAAAUGUUUGCGUUUUCUCUACUGCAGUUUUAACCCCAUGUGGUGGCGGAAAGGAAUGUUCUUCGUUAUCCAGCACAGCUAGUCAAAUACAGGUAUUUUCCAUUAAUAUUUAAGAGUCCUUUGUCUUCAAGUCACUGUUUAAUUUUUCUGUAAUAAUGAGUAUUUCUGUUUGAAUGAAGAAAUUUAGCUCUAUUAAUAGUGUUUUCUAAUUACUGUAAAUCUCAGCAUAUCUGAGAUGUUCGUGUCAUUUUAUCCAUACAAAAUCAAACUUGUUCUGUUGAAAGAAUCUGACCAUUACUGACAUGUUUAAGCUUCACAGGCUGUAGCCAAAUGGGAGAUCCUCAAAGCGUAACACUUUCCUAGGUGGGUUACAAGACGAUAUGGAAAGAAAGUCAUGCUAUAAAUUGUGCCUUUAAAAUGAGAUAUGACACUUUAAAUCUGGGUUGUUAAACUUCUUCACAGGUGAAAAUUAUUAAAUCCAGAAUUACAGCAAUUUAACAUUGCACUAAUGCAAGAAAGUACUUGCCUUCUCUGCCUUCUCUAAAGAAUGAAGUUAAACUACCAAGUUUAGAUACCUUUUUCAGAAUAGAUAUUACUUUUUUUCUUAAAUUGAAGCUUUUACCAUUAUGUAGGAAUGAAAAUCCAGAAUCUUUGCUCUUGGUUAAAAUGACUGAAAACAAAGAAAGCAAAAAAAGGCACUUGUGAAGACUGUGUAUUUAUAUCUUAAUUUUCUUCAUGUACAGUUGUUAGCACUCUGUAGACUCUGAUGUUGUAUCAGUACCAUCUGUGUCAGAAACCUUCACUGAUACAUAUCAACUCUUGUAAGAAAUGAAGCUGAAAUGGAUGCUAGGCAAUAUUAUAUGAACAAAUAAAUUACAGUACUGUAGAAAUAAAAUCUAUAUUGUAGAACAUGAUAUUAGCUAGUUUUUUUUUUAAAUUUAUUUAGCUUUGAAUGAAUUAGUGCCUAAUUAGUGGUAAACUUAGAUUUCUCUUUAUUGAUUAUGCAGUCAACACAAUUGUGAUUGAGAGAGGGUUUGUAUUUAGAAGUUCUAUAUCUCUCUGGUUCAUUCUUUCAGCAGUAUUCAGAAGGUUCCAAAUAUCAUGGGAGAGGAGCUGUCAGCUGUUUUCCCUGAAGUUCUUUAGAAUGAACAUAUUUUUUCUCUGGUUUCUGAUGAAUCUAUAUGCAAAUAGGUGGGAAAAAAUCAUGACAGUAUUAAAAAAAAAAAUGUUGUAAUCAGAUUUAAACUCAGUUUAGAUUUUUAUGGUUAAACUCUGAAGCGUCUCAUCUUCCCUUGUGAAGAAACCAUUUUAGCCCUACAUAUAAAGACAGUGCAGUACCAUUUUUGAGGGUGUCAUUAUUUAAACCAACACAGACUAUUUUUGAUGGCAAAAAAGGAAGAAUAUAUACAAACAAGCUGAAAGCUAAUUAAUCAGAUCAAUUUAUGACUAUUGCCAUCAGUACCCAGAAGAGCCAAGCAGGAUUUCAGCAUAGUGAAUGUACCCAAAUUAAAUCAAAGCGCUGAGAAAGGUAAGGAAAGCAUUUUUAAGUAUUAAAAUAAUUACCGCUGGUGCUGCAUUAUUAGGGAAAAACUCAAAGCAAUCUGAUCUUAAAAGAUCAAUUUAACACUGCUGACCCUCUCCAAAUCUCCUAUUUUGUAAGAAGUUGUAGCUUCAAAGUUUUUAAACACAUCUCUUGGUUGCCUGUAUAGCAAAAGUAAAAAUUUUUAACACCUACGUGAUCCAAAAAACAAACUUACAUGAGGUAACAGAUGCUCCUUUGGGAUACUAUCUGUAUUCAUACAGGCUGUGAUACAAUUCAAAUGGUGAACCACACGCUGUCCAAAACAUGGUUUAAUGUUAAACCGUCCUUUAAGACAAAAAUGCCACAUUGCUCGUUUCAGCAGUAUGUUGAGCAUCUAUCAGUUAGUUGUUUAUUUCUCCAGUUUAUUUGAAAACAGUUACUACCCCUAUCCCCUAUUUUACUUAAAUACUCAGAUGAUCUGGCAGCUGUAUAAAAAUAACACCCUCAAAAGAAAAGGGGAAACAUUUAAGAUAUUGUAAGGUAAAAGUGCACUGUAUCUUCUUUUCAAACAGGAUAUUUUUGGGAUGUUUAAAAAGAUGAAAUGGUUUCAGCAUUUUUUUAUUUAAUGUGUGAGAUCGUAAAUAAGCAUUAAACAAAAUGUUUAAGAUGGCACAGUAUGUCUUGAAACCACACAAGCUCCAUUCGAACAACUUCAAAAUAUUUCAAGACUGUAAUCAUUAAGUCACUGCAGUUAAACACACUGCUUGGCAAAGAAAGUCCUCUACUGGAGAAAACAAAAAACUAAACAGCCAAAAAGAAGCCCCAAACUGAUUAUUUAUGUCUCGAUGAUGAUCCAGAGCAAAUUUUUCAUUUGACCUGAAUGAAGUUAAAAGACACUUCUUGAAGUCUGAUAUCUAAUUUCUCUUUGCUUAAGCUUUAUUUACUCCUGCAACUACCAUCGAUAUACUCCUAGUAUGCGUAAUGGUACAUAAAAAGUUUCAGAUAUUUUGCUUUGGUCUGUGGCAUAGGAGAGAUUGACACUGGAAUGUUAGGCUUAAAUUUGCUGCCAGCAUUUUCAGAAGGAUACAGAAAACUCACAGGAGUGCAGCAAAAGGCUCCAAAAUGAAAACAAACCAGAGAACUCAAUUUAAUUUUGGAAACUAUGGUGGCAUGGUUGAGAUGUUUCUUACUGGAGAUAAAGUAUCCUCCAUAAAAGGACAUCCUUUAGUUAACGUUGGUUAUGAAGCUGAAUGUAAGGAAAUUCAAGUGAAAUUCAAGCCUGAGGAGAUCAAAGUAGGCAGGCUUAUGAUCUCUUCAGACUCAAAAACAUGCAGACUGGUUGCAGUGGGGUUAAUGCAUGUGAAAACAUGUGCCUGCAAGACUGAGGGACAUUUAAAGGUCAUAUAGUGUGUCUUGGAGAAGGGCAAUAAACAUUAAAAUGAACAGAAUUAUAAUCACUGAUUGAUUUUAAAAAUGUCUUUCACUGUUGAAGAUCAUUUGAUGUAUCAGUGACAAAAGACAACUGAUCUAACUCCUAACACUCACAUAAGUUAAAUUAACCUAAUUAGCAGAAAGUAAAUAAUCAGCUUCUGCAUUGUCCUUUCACCUUUUCUUAAAGCUGAAGAAACCCAGUUCUUUUCCACUCCUCAUACAUCCUACGCACCAGCCCUCUAGCCACAGUGGUGGCCCUUCCUCAAUUAUGGUAAUGUACAUUUGUACUGAGUAGUUCAAAACAAGAGUACUCCAGAUGCAGUCUCUUAAGUGCUGUAAUGAGGUUAAAAAAUCACUUCAAAAGUGCUGGUGUAUUAUUGUGAUAAUGACAACCCACAAUGCCCCUGGCUGCCCAUGCUGUAUGGGCACUCUUCACCUUGUCCACCAGGAAAAGUUUUUCAGUGCAAAGCUCUUCAGCCAGUUGAUCACAGCUUGUAGCAGUGUGUAGGUUACUCUGUUGCAGCACAGAACUUGUCUUUGCUGAGCAUUGUAUCCUAUCAUUUUUCCAGCCUGCUGAGAUCUCUCUGAACCUGAAGGGACCUCCAGUGUGUCAGUCACCUCUCCCCAUUGGACACCCCCAGUGUCCUCCAUCCCCAUGUCCACCUUGUUAAUGAAGACACUAAGCACCCCUAAGAAUUUAUAGCUGAGGGAGGUCACUUCUAACUGGCCAUAGUUGGACUGUGUAGAACAACCCUUUGAUCAGAGUCCCUUGAAUCUGACGGUCCAGACCAUCUUCCAUCCAACUCAUCAACCACUUAGCCAUUCACUCUCUGUCUUGAUAGUUUAAGAAUACUGUGGGUCUGUGCUAAAGGCAAUGUAUACAGCAUCCACUACUUUCCCUGUGUGUCCAGAGCAUUUCUUCAAAGAGCAAGUUACAGCAUCUCUGAUGAGUGCCUCAGCCAAGAAGAGCUAAGGAACUGGGCGCCUUCUUUCAGUAGUAAGGAGUAAUAGAGGGGAAUGUUUACUGAUAACAUUAAUGCUGAAAGUUAUUUGUUACACUCACGUGGAUUCUCUUCCCUCUCUCGCAUCCUCAUCCCCAUGUGCAUGUUAAUGAUGGCAAUGGCCUUCUGUCUAUUGAUGCAGAUACUGGGUUCCACCAGCACCUCUGUCAACCUGAUGUUACUCUUGAUGGCUGUGGAAGUUGUUGCUCUGGCAGCCACUGGUAACUGUGUCUGGUAACAGGAGUCUGUAAAGUCAACCUGCCAGUCUUGAAGACUUUCAGUUCUUUAAAAAAAUAAAUAAAUAGUGUUCAGGAAUUAAUUACAGUAAAAAAACGGCUAAGUACUGUUUCAUUUUUACAGGCUUAUAGUUACUUUCACAUUGGAAACAGAGAAGCCCAUAUGCAGGUAAAGUGAUACGCAGAGAGGCAACUGGAAGAGCUGAUGGCAGGAAGGAGCAGCUGUUACUCAGGGCUGUGAGUUCGCUGACCUGGAGCUUCCCAAACGUUCGUUCCAGAUUCAAACUUCAAAACACAUUUUUCACCUGCCAAGCCAGGUCAGGACAGGCUCGGAGCUGAGCAGGAGGGGCCACCUGGGGGCAUCGCCCACUCACCGGCUGCCGGUCAGCGCGGCGCAGAGCUGUCGCAGAAGGCUCUCUGCUGCUCCGGGCUUACAGUGAAUCGUUCCCUCUAUCAGCUCCUGAGCGAUGUCGAACUCUUGCUUUGCUAAAAACUUGAAGCAUCAGGAAGGGAAAAAGCAAUUACAAAUUAGAAGAUCAGGGAAGGGGCACGGUCCGUGGCUGAGGGGGGCCGCUGAGGGGGGCUCCCGCGCUCCGAGGCGCCCUCACCCGCCGCAGCUGGGACCAAUUGCUCAGCUUGGCGGCCAGCGAGCAGCCGUUCCUGUAGGCGUCGGGCUGGAUGUGGGCGGGGAAGCGGCGAGACAGGAUCUCCGCCACCAGGUACCCGUUGGAGAAGUCCCUGUCGAGACAACGCGAUGGGAGCUGGCACCGCCUCCCCCUCCCGCCCGGCCCGGCCCGGCCCGGCCCGAUUUUCCCAAGUCAAGUUUGAAAGUCACUCUGCACAGCUGAAGAAAAUGAGUAUCUACAAAGCCGAGCCCUAUAGCUCUCUCACGUGAAAACAGACCUGAAAACAGAAUGAUGGUUUAAAUGUUAAUGCUCAUAUGGUAUUUUGGAAGAAUCAACAAUGUGAAGAAUGAGACUUGAACACAAAAUAAUCGAGAGCAAGACUGGGAAAAUAGAAAAGAAAAGCUACAGAUGUUGGAACUGAAAUCAGAAAGUAUAAGUCUAAGUAAAUAAAAAAAGGAAUUGACAAUUGA
Messenger RNA from Gallus gallus (chicken), 11842 nucleotides. RefSeq names its product WD repeat domain 17 (gene WDR17). The record is from RefSeq and is a predicted model, not a curated record. Gene Ontology annotation, molecular function: protein binding. The transcript is spliced from 34 exons. The coding region runs from base 179 to 4123 and encodes 1314 amino acids. NCBI's taxonomy places the organism in Eukaryota, Metazoa, Chordata, Aves, Galliformes, Phasianidae.